Stylophora pistillata is the source of this 3325-nucleotide messenger RNA. RefSeq names its product copine-8. Gene Ontology annotation, molecular function: calcium-dependent phospholipid binding. Gene Ontology annotation, biological process: cellular response to calcium ion. NCBI's taxonomy places the organism in Eukaryota, Metazoa, Cnidaria, Anthozoa, Scleractinia, Pocilloporidae. The record is from RefSeq and is a predicted model, not a curated record. Gene Ontology annotation, cellular component: plasma membrane.
GUCACGUAACCUUGUCACACGCGAAGGAAGAUCGAAUCAAAACUGCCCGGAACAGGAGCUCUUUCGACAAGUCUAAAGUGAUAUAUUACUUUUUCGAAAUAUUGCCUCUCAGGAUUAGGAGACGAGUAAAACUUCCUCAUUUUUCAAAUCACCUCAUCCGUCAUAGCCGCAUGUUCUUUCCGGCUGAACUUCCUGCGUCUAGUUUCAAGCGGGCUUUCAAGUAACCUGGCCUUUGAACAACAAAAAUGGCGGAUUCUGCACCUCCAGCAUACGACGAUGUUGUUUCUUCCGAACAGCCUGGCUCGUUCAGUAGUUCUGUGCCAGCAACACAGGUGGAACUACAUGUUUCUUGCAGGAAUAUUGCUGAUAUGGACGUCUUCUCAAAGUCAGACCCAAUGGUUGUGAUGUACACUCAAGGAAUGGGAAGUAAGGAGUGGAGAGAGUUUGGGAGAACAGAGCACAUAAUGAAUACACUAAAUCCAGACUUCGUGAAGACAUUUACCAUCCACUACUUCUUUGAGGAAAUGCAAAAGUUGCGGUUCGAAGUGUAUGAUAUAGAUAAAAAUUCUGCCAAGUUAUCAGACCAUGAUUUCAUAGGAGCAGUUGAGUGUACACUGGGUUCAAUUGUUGGAGAAUUUGGUGGAAGGCUUCAAAAACCAUUAGUUAAUCCAAAAGUAAAAAAACCUGGGACAAUUAUUGUGACUGCGGAGGAGCUUAGUGACUGCAAAGAUGUUGUAACACUUCAGUUUAAAGGACAGAAGCUGGACAAGAAAGACUUCUUUGGAAAGUCUGAUCCUUUCCUAGUAUUUUACAGAUGUAAUGAGGAUAAUAGCUAUACUGCAGUUCACAGGACAGAGGUAAUUAAGAACACACUGAAUCCAACAUGGAAGGCAUUUACUAUCCAUGCAAGAGCACUUUGCAAUGGAGAUUACGAUAGGUCCAUCAGAGUGGAAUGUUAUGACUGGGACAGGGAUGGAGGACAUGAUCUGAUUGGAAUAUUUUCCUCAACCAUCAAUGAACUGAAUGGAACUCCAGGACUCACUUUUGAGGCCAUAAAUCCAAAGAAACAAGCAAAAAAGAAAGGUUACAAGAAUUCAGGCAUGAUUAUGUUAAUGCAGUGCAAACUAGAACAACAGCCUUCAUUCUUGGAUUACAUCAGAGGAGGAACUCAGAUAAGUUUCACUGUAGCCAUUGACUUCACAGCAUCAAAUGGUGAUCCACGGAAUGCCAGCUCCCUGCACUACAUAAAUCCCUAUGAACAAAAUCAGUAUGUCAAGGCACUGACAGCUGUUGGUAGAAUCUGCCAAGACUAUGACACAGAUAAACUGUUUCCAGCCUUUGGUUUUGGAGCUCGCCUUCCUCCAACCUGGAAAAUUUCCCAUGAGUUUCCUCUGAAUGGUAAUCUCCAAAAUCCAAUGUGUGAAGGAAUAGAUGGAGUCCUAUCUGCAUAUUACCACAGUAUACAGCAAGUACAACUCUAUGGUCCUACCAACUUUGCACCAAUAAUAAAUCAAAUUGCCAGAAUAGCAAGUGCAGCACAAAGGCAAAAACCUGGAGAGGAAUAUUUUGUACUACUGAUGUUGACUGAUGGAAUUAUUUCAGACAUGGCUCAGACAAAAGAAGCCAUCGUGAAUGCAGCUUCUCUGCCUAUUUCCAUUAUUAUUGUGGGUGUUGGAGCAGCAGAAUUUGAUGCCAUGGAAGAGCUUGAUGGUGAUACAGUUCGUCUUUCAUCGCGUGGGAGAUCAGCAGAGAGGGACAUUGUGCAGUUUGUCCCUUUUCGUGACUACAUUGGACAGGCUGGGAAUGUCAUAAGUGGGGCACGAUUGGCCAAAGACGUGCUAGAAGAGCUUCCAGAUCAGUUUAUUGAUUACAUGAAAAAACGAAACUUCAGACCCAAACCUCCACGAUACAACAUUUCUACCUUGACAGAAGUUUAAGGGGGUUACUGGGAAGAGGCGACUGGUUUUGCUGUGAAACUGGUGCUAAUAUACAUAACAAAAUACUUAAUGUUUUACUAGUAACAAGACAUGUGUGCUUCUGCAAAAGAGAGCAAAUAAGUAUUAUUCCAUAUUGGUUAUAGACCACAUGUAGAAUGAGUAAGAAAAGGUGGCAGACUAUACUGCACAAAGGGAUAAAGAGAAAGGCACAUUUUUAAGUUUUUGUAUGUAUUUGUACCAAUUCAUUUGAAAAUUUCUUCCAUUUUUGAGUAAUUUUCAUCUGUUUAAACUUGGUUUUGACCAUGCUAAAUUUCAUUUCCCUUUGGAUUUCUGUUUUUGUUUUUUUGGCCAGAACAAAUGGUCAGCAGUGAAGCAUUUUCCAAAUGCUUGCAACUGUUCAGUCUGACUAGAUUCAGACUGCCAUUCUUGUGGGAACCCCCCCUUAGCAUUAUUUUAGUUGUGUCCACUGUUUUACUCAGUCAAUAAAUGUAAGUUUAGAUUUAAAGGUAUUCAUGGCAUUACCACUAAACAAAGAUAGUUAAUAUUUUAUUAAAAUAUUUAACAUUCCAUUCAUAUAUACAACUCUGUAAAUAAAUAUUUAGUGCAUCAAUUUACAAUUAAACUUACAAUCCUAUUGUAGGUGUUAUAAGUGCAAAAGUAAAAUUAAAUUCAAGGUAAUGGGGGCCACUGUCAGUCAGUAGAACGCAAAUGCCUUUUCUUUUUUAAUGAAAAGCUGCAGGUAAUUUCAUAACUUGUGCUGUACAUUGUAGCAGCUGCAAAGUGUUAUUUUAAAAGUGCACCUUUGACUUUCUAUCUACCAAAAUCUUUAAGACUCAGUGGUUGAAAGGUAACUUGCAGGUCUAAGCAAUAAUUUAUUAUAACUGCCUAAGCGACCACAACAAACUUGCUCUUGUUUCACUAUAACAUAAAUAAGAGAUAAACUUAACUAUGCCUCAUAGCUUUCCAGUUCAUUUUGUAAUCUGAAUUUAUGCACAAGGAUUAAAUUGCUGACAGGUGUAUUUUUAUUGUUUGUUAGGCAGAACAGUUACAAAGAUAAGGGGGUAGUGUAAGAGAGAAACUUGAUACCAUAAUUUGUCCCAAGGUAAAAGUAAGCCUCUAACAAUAUGGAUUUGAAGUAUAGUCAGAAAAUAGUGUACCUUUGGUAUUUAAAAUAGAUUUUAGUACCUGUCUUCUAAUUAACCACCAAUUUAAAAAAUUUGUAUAAUCUUAGAGGGAAAAACUAAGUAGACUGUACAGUUCUUUGUGGUAAAAAAAUAAAGCUUGCAAUUCUAGGAAUUACAAGCUUAAUCAAUCAUCUCAUUUUCAAUAAUAAAUGCAACUUUUAAUGACCUUCCAUGGAAGGUCUGGAAGUGUUCAAUGUUUUUUCA